Messenger RNA from Musa acuminata subsp. malaccensis (wild Malaysian banana), 2113 nucleotides. The record is from RefSeq and is a predicted model, not a curated record. NCBI's taxonomy places the organism in Eukaryota, Viridiplantae, Streptophyta, Magnoliopsida, Zingiberales, Musaceae.
GUUUGCCAGCUACCAAGUAAUCAGACCAAAUAAUGUCUCUCCGCCUUCUCACUAUCGUUUGUGCCACAUCCUUCCCUUGCAGCAGCCUCAGUGCGUUCCGGCGGAUCGCCUCCUUCGAACACCAUGGCCGUGAUCCAUGCCUCUCUCCAGGCAUCAGAUGCAGCGGGCAACCUCUUUUACGGAGAUCAGCCAAUUACCAGCCAAACUUAUGGACUAAUGACUACAUACAGUCACUCACAAGUGACCACUCGAUGGAGGAGCAGAAUGCUGCAAGGAUAAGUAACUUGGAGAAGGAAGUUGUGAAACUGAUACAGGAGGAGAAGGAACUUGAGGACCAGCUUCAACUAAUCGAUCACCUACAGCAGCUUGGUGUGGCAUAUCAUUUUAAAGAUGAUAUUAAAGAUGCUUUAGAGAGCAUUCAUGGAUCCCUGGAAGACACAAGCAAGCUGCUGAAGGACAAUAUCCAUGCAACAGCACUUCUCUUCAGGCUUCUCAGAGAAAAUGGUUUCGAUGUUUCUGAAGAUAUGUUCAGCAGAUUCAAAGAUGAGAAGGGCCACCUCAAAACUUGCCUCCAGCAUCAGACUAAAGGAAUGCUGAGCUUAUAUGAAGCUUCCUACCAUGGAAAGGAGGGGGAGUUUGUACUGAUCGAAGCCAUGGACUUCACGACAAAGCACCUCAAGAAGCUCAUGGAAGAGGGAUCACUUGAGCCUCGUUUCAGGGAACAUGUGGCCCACGCCUUGGAGCUUCCGCUGAAUUGGAGGAUGGAAAGGAUACACACCAGGUGGUUCAUAGAAACAUACCAAAGGGAAGCCACCAUGAACCCUCUUCUACUUGAAUUGGCUAAGCUGGACUUCAAUCUGAUCCAGAUCAUGCAUAAGAGAGAACUCAAAGAAGUGUCGAGAUGGUGGACCGAUCUCGAUCUUGCACAGAGGUUGCCAUUCUUCAGAGACAGGUUGAUGGAGAACUACUUCUGGACAGUUGGUUGGGCCUUUGAACCACAAUUUUGGAGCUUUAGAGAGAUGCAAACGAAGCUAGUUAGCUUAAUAACUGUAAUCGACGAUGUUUAUGAUGUCUAUGGUAGCUUGGACGAGCUCGAGCUUUUCACUAACGUUGUUGAUAGAUGGGAUGUAAAUGCAAUCGACAAGCUUCCAGGGUACAUGAAGUUGUGUUUUCUUGCAGUCUUCAACAUGGCAAACGAUGCAGGAUAUAGAGUCAUGAAGGAGAAAGGCUUGGACAUAAUACCCUACCUUAAGAGAGCCUGGGUUGAUCUAAGCAAAUCGUACUUGCUCGAAGCGAAAUGGUACCACCAUGGACGUACACCGAAGCUUGGUGAGUACCUGGACAACGCAUGGACAUCGAUAUCAAGCCCUUUGCUUCUGACUCUUGCUUAUUGCAUGAGCGAUGAUUUAACCGAAGAGGCAUUACGAGGCAUCUGCAAAUACCAAGACUUUGCGCGAUGGUCGUCCAUGCUUUUUAGGCUUUACGAUGAUUUGGCUACCUCGAAGGUAUGCAAGACGUCAACUCAACACAUACGUAAUGUAAUAUCUCCUCUGUGUCGUUGUUGUCUUUUGUUCUAUAGACUGAGCUGGCGAGAGGCGAUGUGCCGAAAUCUAUCCAGUGCUACAUGCAUGAGAAAAGCGUGUCAGAGGAUGUAGCACGUGAGAAGGUGAGAGAACUGAUUCGGGUCAAUUGGAGAGCGCUAAAUGGAAAUCGUACUUCCUCUUCUCCACUGGAAGAAUACUUCAAGAGGGUGGCAAUUAACAUCUCUCGGAUGGCCCAAUUCUAUUACGAACAUGGAGACGGAUACGGUAUUCCUGAUGGAGAAACCAAGAAUCAAGUCUUGUUAUUGUUUAUCCAACCUAUCGAGCUCGAGAUAUAUACCACAAAUAAAGUGGUCUGAAUGGCUCCGAUGUCUCUUUGCAUAUGGAUCUCAUGUUGAUCUAAUAUUUCCUGAGGUCUUCGUGAAGUAUAUGUUGUUGUAUCCGUCCGUCCAUUCUAAGGGUUGUGUCUAUUGUAAAAUUGUCUGUUCACUGGUUAGCCCCUUAUAAACUUCGUUGUCGCCGACCACCGGCAAGUCUACCGAACAAAUGCACUGCUCGUCCGGUAAAAUUCC